CGAGCCGAGGGACCCUCCUCGCGGGGAAGCCCGGCCUGCGUGGUCGCCGAGGGCCGCCACCGACUUGAUGGCGCACGAGGGAUCGAUCCAUCGAUCCAUCAGUCAGUUUUUGUCCAGGCAAGUCUUACCAUCCCCAGAGAUAAUCCUGGGAAAGGCAAGAAGAGGACGACCGGCGGCAAGGUGGAGGCGCCCGGCGACGGCAAAGAUUCGCUUUAUCCUGAUUCAGAACCGGGCUGGCAAAACCCGCCUGGCCAAGUGGUACAUGCAGUUUGAUGAUGACGAGAAGCAGAAGCUCAUUGAGGAGGUGCACGCAGUUGUCACCGUCCGAGACGCGAAGCACACUAACUUUGUGGAGUUCCGCAACUUCAAGAUCAUCUACCGGCGCUAUGCAGGGCUCUACUUCUGCAUUUGUGUGGACGUGAAUGACAACAAUUUAGCUUACCUGGAAGCCAUUCACAACUUUGUGGAGGUGAGUUUGGGCCUGUCCAGCUGCAAAGUAUGUCUGUCUCUCUCACAGGCCAGUCAACAGCUGUCUUUGUAAAGCUGUUUCUGAAUU
Messenger RNA from Python bivittatus (Burmese python), 556 nucleotides. The record is from RefSeq and is a predicted model, not a curated record. NCBI's taxonomy places the organism in Eukaryota, Metazoa, Chordata, Lepidosauria, Squamata, Pythonidae.